UCGUUGUGUUUGUGUGUGAUUUCCCUGGAUAUAUACUGGCUAUCUGGCUAUGGCGCGGAGGAAGAUCAAACAGCUCCUGGGGCUGAUAGGUUUACUCACCCUGUUGCCGCUGUGGUACCAGUUCAGCAGCCUCUUCACUGAGAGNGGCCAGUUUGUCCAGCGAGCACAGACCAUCAACGACCAGCUCCACGACCAGGUGGAGGCGCUGCUGACCAGUGGCCGAGACAACGCCCACGUAGACCUGGCCAUCCCUGGAGGGAGACGGCCGGCCGAGGAGAGGAAGUCCUUUAGCUCUCUGCUCUACUACCCUGCCAACGACAGUCGAUCCAACCAGACGACAAUAUUGGAGCCCGGAGCAGAGAACAAUACGCUCACAGGGACGCCGAUCAAUCAGACUUCGAUUCGGGAAAUUCCAGUGGAACUUCCCGGGGUGUACACCUACCUACCCCACACGAGGGGAAACCCCGAUGCCUUGAGGCCUUUGGUGGAGGUGUCCAAAGGGAGGACAGAUGUUCAACUGGUCAUCGGGAUACCAACCAUCCAUCGUACCGUGGCGGACUACUUAGAGGAGACCCUUCACUCUCUCAUCUCUAACCUGCCACCUAGCGACGCCAGACAGUGUCUCAUUCUGGUCUUUGUGGCCGAGCCCUGGAACGUGACUCGUGUCAACCUGACCGUCGCCAGACUACAGAACAAGUUUCCCUCGGAGAUGUCCUCUGGUCUACUGGACGUGAUCUCUCCACCGCCAGAUUUUUACCCGGACCUCGACAGACUCAAGAUCACCCUCAACGACUCCAAGGACAGAGUCAAAUGGCGUACCAAGCAGAAUCUGGACUACGCCUUUCUCAUGCUGCAAGCCUACCAGAGAGGGAAAUACUACAUACAG
This is a messenger RNA of Aplysia californica (California sea hare), 886 nucleotides long. RefSeq names its product alpha-1,3-mannosyl-glycoprotein 4-beta-N-acetylglucosaminyltransferase A. The record is from RefSeq and is a predicted model, not a curated record. Gene Ontology annotation, molecular function: acetylglucosaminyltransferase activity. Gene Ontology annotation, cellular component: endoplasmic reticulum-Golgi intermediate compartment; Golgi stack; endoplasmic reticulum. Gene Ontology annotation, biological process: protein N-linked glycosylation. Lineage: Eukaryota; Metazoa; Mollusca; Gastropoda; Aplysiida; Aplysiidae.